Molecule: messenger RNA, 3312 nt
Organism: Thalassophryne amazonica
Lineage: Eukaryota; Metazoa; Chordata; Actinopteri; Batrachoidiformes; Batrachoididae
Product: B-cell lymphoma 6 protein homolog
Exons: 9
Coding region: 344-2230 (628 amino acids)
Biological process (GO): regulation of transcription by RNA polymerase II
Cellular component (GO): nucleus
Molecular function (GO): protein binding; RNA polymerase II cis-regulatory region sequence-specific DNA binding; DNA-binding transcription factor activity, RNA polymerase II-specific
Source: RefSeq, a predicted model, not a curated record
AGAGAGAGAGUAGAAUUUGGUGCAGACGUUGUAUAUGGGAGAUGGGAAUGGUGUGCAGUUUUUUUGAUGGACGAAGGAAACCACCGUAAGAGGGAAAACGUCCAAACUCCACACAAAAACAAACCGCAUGUCUGGGUUUAUUAUUUAUUUUAUUUUAAUCAUUUUAUGUCAUGACCUAUGAUUGUCAUUCUACAGCAGCCUUGCAGCACAGUGCACACCUGAUCCCGUGACAUCUCAGAAGUUAAGUAGAAUAGGUCCUGAUUAGUACUUGCCUAGGAGACUGCUCCGGAGCUUGUUUUCUCCACAUAGAACUGGAAUAGACACUGCCCCAGACUGUGACAGGAUGACCAUGAGUACAGAUGGCUGUAUUAAUUUCACACGCCAUGCAGGUGAUGUUCUGCUCAACUUCAACCGCCUCCGCAGCAGAAACAUCCUGACAGAUGUCACCGUUCAGGUGGACGGACAACAUUUCCAUGCUCACAAGACCAUUCUGGUGGCCUGCAGUGGCUUCUUUUAUUCUGUAUUCAUGAACCCAGAGAAUCUGAACCUCUGUACCAUCAAAUUAGAUGACAAAGUGGACCCAGUGGGUUUCUCCAUCCUCCUGGAUUUUAUGUACACCUCCUGUCUGAACCUUGAUGACCGUGUGAUACUGGCCACAAUGAACACGGCGUUUUUCCUUCAGAUGGAGCACAUUGUCAACACCUGCCAUCGGUUCAUCAAAUUAAGGAAUCAGAGUCCACAGAUUGAAGUUGUGCAGAACAACACGUCGUAUCUGUAUGAGGAAAUGCCUGCUGAUGGAAAGGAAGCAGUCUUGAUGCACAACUGUAGGUUGAGUGCACCUCCUCUGCAGGAAUGCAGAGAGUACAUCCCCAGUUUAUUCAGCGAUAUCAACACCUCCGGCUCCUGUCAGAUCUACAGGAACUUCAACAUCUCUGAGAAGCUGGAUAGUUCCCAUAAAUCCAGCUUGAGUGGAGAGGCUUUACCUCAGAAACCAUGUUCACAGGUUCCCAGCACCUGCUUGGCUCACAGUGAGUCUGCCACCAUCACCUCCCACCCAAUGGCAUCUCAUCUCAGGCUCCCCACCAUCAACGGAGUACCAGAAAGCCACAGCUCCCUUCAAAGAACAGAGGAAGAUGGCGUUCAACACCCACAAACAAGCUGCAUAAGGUUGUCCUCAGGACUUGGUAAAGGUGUUAUUUGUAGUCCUCAAAGCCCCUUUAGAUCUGACUGCCAACCCAACUCUCCCACUGAGUCAAGCAGCAGCAAAAAUGCCAACCUGAUACUGACACAGCCUUCUGAGUGCUCCAAAGAUGCCAGGGCUCGCAACUGGAAGAAGUACAAAUUCAUCGUUAUGAACCAAACUAAUGACAAACUAGAGGAGGAGGAUCAGGGAGGCCAUGCUGAAGCUAGAGUGUCACCUCCUGUGAGCCCGUGCAGGACAGGUGAAGCAGGCAAUGUGGACCAAGAGGGAGAGGGAGCAAGUGAACAGAGAGAGGAAGUUCUCACAUCUGUGACUGUGGACUGUAACGGCAAUGGUAUCAGCCAUAGCAGCAGCUCCUCGUGUGGCUGUGAUAGUCCUCAGUGCCUGGAGGUGGGUCACCUUUCUCCUGACUCUUACUGCAGAGAUGAUACAACCAACCUCCACUCGCACUGUUCCACCUCCGGCUGUGAAAACACCUACUUCUGCAGUGGCUCCAAAUUCCCAGAGGAAGACUUGCAGAAAUCUCACGUGGACCAUGUUCACAGUGAUAAGCCCUAUAAGUGUGACUGCUGUCAGGCUGCUUUCCGCUACAAGGGAAACUUGGCGAGCCACAAGACUGUUCAUACAGGGGCAAAACCAUACCACUGUACCAUCUGUGGUGCUCAGUUCAACCGACCAGCCAACCUCAAGACUCACAUCCGCAUCCACUCAGGAGAGAAGCCGUACAAGUGUGAGGCUUGUGGUUCCAGAUUUGUGCAGGUGGCCCAUCUGCGUGCACACAUGUUAAUACACACGGGGGAAAAGCCGUACCCUUGUGAGGUCUGUGGAACACACUUUCGCCACCUGCAGACACUUAAGAGUCACAUGCGCAUCCACACCGGAGAGAAGCCUUAUCAUUGUGAAAAAUGUGACCUCCACUUCAGACACAAGAGUCAGCUACGUCUCCAUCUCCGACAGAAACACGGCACAGUCACCAACACCAAGGCUCAGUAUCACAGGACUUGCAAAAACCUCAUCACCAGCUUUUAAACUCAGACUGAGCUACAGCCCUUUUAUGAUUUUCUUUUUAAACACCUGUCUCUGUUCUCAAAACAUUUUGAAAUGUAGAAAUCAAAACAUGAAUCUCUUACACCUCUGUUCUCUAAGCAUUUGCAGAUGAUGCACAUUACUUUAUGUAAGAUCUGUGGUAUGUCAAAUUGAAAAGGUUUGUGUUUUUGUUGUAAAAUGUGUAUCAACAGAAUGUAUAUUCUGAAUGUGAAUUGAGGCAGGUAUUUCUCUUGGGUUUCAAUUACAUUAACAGAAUGCCUGCACUGAAGGAAAUUCUCAUUCUGAUUGAGAAUUAACUUUCUACUUUGCGUGAUGGAUACUAAUAUGAAUCUGGCCAGUAUUGUGGGUGAUUAUGUAAUAAUUUUUAACACUUUGUUAUUGUAAAUAAGAUUUUUAGCUCACCAUGUGCUUGUAGAGACUUAAACAUAUUUACCUAAAUGUCUUACAUCUGGUAUUCUUAACCAAAUGUAAAUGACAGGCUUUUGGGGUGGGGGGAAUCUAUGUGAAAUGUUGUGGUACAUGUUGUAUAUAUUUUCAGUUGUUUUUGUAAAGAACGUCCAUGUACAGCUAUGCUCAGACUCAAAUAUUUUUAAAUUGUUGAGGUGCUGGGAUGACACCCAGCACUUGCUGGAUUUAUUUUCUUUUUCUUUGCUGUGUUCUGUUAUGGUUUGGUGCCGCAGAUGACUCAAGGGGUUGUCAAAGAUGGAUUGUAUUGUAUCGAUCUGUAUGUAUUACUAACACACCUACAAAAGCAGCGUAUUCACAGUGCCUUACACUAUUCCAUUGGCUUUCUUCUUAUACUGCGUAUGUGUGACAGUACUUAACAAUCUACGCAAGAGAUACUUUCACCGUGUUGUAUAUUGCUACAUUGUCGUGUGUACGCGUGUCAGGUACUAAUGUUGAAGCUGAUUAUCUGUUCAGCUUUUAAAAUAUGAAUUGAUCAGGCAUCAAGCUAAAUGCAAGAAAAUGCUCAGGCAUAUUAGUAACAUGCAAAUUGUCUUGUAAUUGCAGAGUGUGUGUGUAUAGUAUAUGUAAGAAAUAUACAUGUAAAUUUUCAUCUUUGA